AUGUUCAGGUCAUGCUCCAGAGAUCCUUCUCAAUCUAUUGCAAGUAGAAUAAAAGAAAUGCAUGAUGUGUACUGCCAGAGCACACAGUCUGAAGGAGAAUUCAGCAGUUUUUCCAAAAAUGUUGCCAGUAAACAUUUUCGUCUUGCUGAGAUGCUCUACUACAAGAUCCUGCAGUCGGUCAUUGAGGAGGAGAGGACUCGACUAGGAGACACUGACUUAUCUACAAUACUGGAGCAAGAUGUGUUUCACAUGUCUCUGCUGGCCUGUUGCCUUGAGAUCAUUACCUUUACAUAUAACCCACCUAGAAACUUCCUGUUCAUCACCAAAAUAUUUGACAUUCCAGUUUAUCAUUUUUAUAAGGUAAUUGAGGUUUUCAUUAGAGCAGAGGAUGGCCUUUGUCGGGAAGUAGUAAAACACCUGAAUCACAUUGAAGAACAGAUCCUUGAGAGCAUGGCAUGGAAACGGGAAUCCAUAUUGUGGGACAGCAUCAGAGACCAUGAAAACAAGGUUCCUAGUUGUGAAGAGGUAAUGCCACCUCAGCACUUUGAGAGAUCUGCUGGGAACACUGUUGUGGGUUCCCCAUUGACACCAAGACGAAUAGAUGAGAUUCUUUCUGAAAGCGGAGGACUAGGAAGAGGCCUCUCCUCACCUCCAGCCACCCUGUAUGACAGAUACAGUUCUCCCACAGCCAAUCCUACAAGAUGCCGCCUGUUUGCUGAUAAUGAGAACCCCUCUGACAGUGGGACCCCUGUGAGAGUUCCCCAACAGCCCAUGGUAAACACGGUGCCAGUGCAGAACAUGAAUCCUGAAGCCAUGUCAGUGACUCCAGUGCCUAGCCAGACCCUGGUCACCGUGGCAACUGCCACCGUGACAGCCAACAACGAGCAGACCGUGACAAUCCCAGUACAAAGUAUUGCCAAUGAAAAUGGAGGAAUAACUUUCUUCCCAGUCCAAGUAAAUGUAGGUGCCCAGCCCCAAGCUGUCUCUGGCCCCAUUCAGCCUCUGAAUACCCAGGCUCUCGGGGGUACCCUGAACACCCAAAUGCCAGGCCAGCUGACUGUUCAGCAGAUCUCCCCUGGAGAGCAGAGACAGGCCCAGCAGUUCACUGCCACGUCCGUCAGGCCUCGGAAGACGGACUCACUGUUACUCUUCUUCAGAAAGGUGUAUCAUUUAGCCAGUGUUCGUCUGAGGAAUCUCUGUGUCAAACUCGAUGUGUCUAAUGAGCUGCGGAAAAAGAUCUGGACAUGCUUUGAGUAUUCCUUGGUGCACUGCCCUGAAAUCACGAUGGACAGAUGCUUGGAUCAGCUGCUGAUGUGUGCCAUCUAUGUCAUGACUAAGGUCACUAAUGAAGACAGAUCAUUUCAAAACAUCAUGCGCUGCUAUCGGACACAGCCACAAGCCCAGAGCCAUGUCUAUCGCAGUGUCCUGAUAAAAGGCAGGCGCCGCUGCCGCUCCGGCAGCAGCAACAGCAGCAGCCAGCAGAACUCACCCACAGGCAGGAGCAAGGAGAAGAACAAGGAAAGAAGCAGCCGGGACUCCAGCCCGGUGAUGUGCUCCAGCAGCACCCUGCCCGUGCUGCACCCCGGCAGCGCCCCCCCCACGCCCACCUGCCUCACUUUCGCCAACAGUGACACCGAGGAGGAGCAGCGGAGGGACCUCAUCCAGUUCUACAACAAUGUCUACAAAGAACAGAUCAAAGACUUUGCCCUCAAGUACACUUCAAAUGCAACGGACUCCCCUUCGCUCUCGCCGUACCCGUUCAUGCAGCUCAACUCCCCUCACCGGGUGCAACUCUCCCAGAAUUAUCCAAUGUAUGUCUGA
Empidonax traillii (willow flycatcher) is the source of this 1821-nucleotide messenger RNA. RefSeq names its product retinoblastoma-like protein 2. Gene Ontology annotation, biological process: cell differentiation; regulation of transcription by RNA polymerase II; negative regulation of G1/S transition of mitotic cell cycle. Gene Ontology annotation, cellular component: chromatin; nucleus; transcription regulator complex. Gene Ontology annotation, molecular function: RNA polymerase II transcription regulatory region sequence-specific DNA binding. Lineage: Eukaryota; Metazoa; Chordata; Aves; Passeriformes; Tyrannidae. The record is from RefSeq and is a predicted model, not a curated record.